Grosmannia clavigera kw1407 is the source of this 1797-nucleotide messenger RNA. RefSeq lists its product as uncharacterized. Lineage: Eukaryota; Fungi; Ascomycota; Sordariomycetes; Ophiostomatales; Ophiostomataceae. The coding region runs from base 1 to 1797 and encodes 598 amino acids. The record is from RefSeq and is a predicted model, not a curated record. The transcript has a single exon.
AUGGGCACCGCCGAUGUACCAAAGGGGAUUAACAUCUCUGACAACUUUCGGGCAUACUACGUCUUUCCCUCUGCCGCCUACAUUUCGUUUCCUGAUACAGGUGGGUAUAUCACGUAUGUCAGCACGGACGACAGCACGGACGACGGCACGGCGGCCUCCAGGGAGAGAGGUUGGGUCAUCCACUACGCUCGGCUUGGCACAUCCUACGCUACCAUACCCCACUAUUUAGGACCAAUCCCGCCUACUCGCCUCGAUCUGAACAUCCCAGAUCAGCUAGACUGGCCGCCACAGCUAUGGGACAAGCUUGGCGCCCGUGACAGUGUCCAUGUUGUCGGCACACGCAUCAACUCUCUGGGCAUUUCCAGGCAUCUUGUAGAAGGCCUCGAAUGUUGGUCUAGCCGUACCAAGGACUUUGAUCGAGUUUACCUGGAGCAGCCAUUUGGAUCGACGCUCUUCUUGCGUUCGCUGACCGUAUCUCCCGCCGAUAUGGAGUUUGAGAUCCGCCCAAAUAAGACCUUCAGUCUCCCAGGAGUCCUGCUUUCGGCCCAGGAGCUGCAAGUCAUGUGGGGCUUCGAUGCUAAGACGAUGCCACCGACAAUAUCGUACACGAAGCUGCGCUACGAGAGGCAACUGGCCAAUCAGGCCAUUCUUGUCUCCCUCCUGCCUGAAGGUGGCUGUGAAGGCGAUCGGCAGCAACUGGUCUUCAAAUCGUCUCGAGUCUCUCCAUGUACCGUCUAUCACGAGAUCAAGGUACGGCUGUCGAUGUGCCCGCUGAGAACCAUCGUAGAAUCUCCAAAGUUCUUGGUCACCACAGAUGUGCCCGGAGCAGAGCCGCAGCAGCGCGUGUGUGGCUUUCUCACGAGAUAUUACGAAAAUGGCACAUUGGCCGACGCUCUCACCUCUCUGAGAGAUACUGGUCGUCUGGCUCUGAAGCAGCAACUAGGGUGGGCGCGCGACUUGGUUUCGUCGCUCAUCCAUAUCCAGAAUUCUCCUGCCCGCUUUUACUCGGACCUACGUCUAGACCAGCUCGUCCUCGAUGCGAAUCUAGAUGGCAGCACGACAGCCGUUCUUCUCGACCUUGAGCAGGGUCGCAAUAUCUACAACUGGGCUCCACCUGAGAUCUACUAUCUAGAAUGGAUAGCCGAGCUGGGUUAUUGGGAAUUUGCACGCACCGACCAGCUGCCUGGGGAUGUCAUGACAAAGUAUCGCGCCAUUCUUGAACACUACUUCGAUGCUCGGGGCUAUUCGACUCCGCUCCAUCGCAUGGGCUUGAAGUACGACAAUCCUCCACACGGCUGGUACUGGCCUUGGCUACAUAGCAGUCCGCAGGAACAAGAGGCCGGGAUGGUCUACAUGCUGGGAAAGGCGCUCUGGUGCAUUUUCGAGGGUAUAGGCGACGCCGACAUUGUGCUGGGUCUUUCCAGUACCAGUGAUGGUGGUCAGCGGUUUCCCGAAUUCAUCCGCACCCCUCCCGCUCUGCAGGUGCUCAUCAGAGCCUGUACUCAGGGUGCCCGCGAGUGGAUCGACGGUCCCAUCAAAAUCUACCGGAGAGGAGGAAGGAUUUUUCCGUUGGGCAAAACUGGCCGCAACGGCGAGGAGGAAGGAACAGCGGAAGAAACCGUGGCUACCAUAAAGGAUUUUUGGCUUAACGAGAUGCACAAGGCCGAAGCGUUUGUUGCGGCCCGAAUUCGAUACGUUAACAAAGAAGCUACCGAGGAUGACCUGAAGCUGCUUCCUUAUCUGCGACGCCCAACGCUCAAGGAUGUCUGGACCACAUUGGAUGACUUUUUGGCCUAA